Engraulis encrasicolus (European anchovy) is the source of this 658-nucleotide messenger RNA. It is a transcript of the gene pole4, whose product is annotated as polymerase (DNA-directed), epsilon 4, accessory subunit. The coding region runs from base 111 to 491 and encodes 126 amino acids. The transcript has 4 exons. Lineage: Eukaryota; Metazoa; Chordata; Actinopteri; Clupeiformes; Engraulidae. Gene Ontology annotation, cellular component: epsilon DNA polymerase complex; nucleus. Gene Ontology annotation, biological process: DNA-templated DNA replication. The record is from RefSeq and is a predicted model, not a curated record. Gene Ontology annotation, molecular function: protein heterodimerization activity.
GAGGCGCUAGAACUGCUAUUCAUUACCUCACUGUACACUGCGCUUUUUGCGUUGCCGCCGACAGAGACAGGAACUUACGCAGCGCUGUUUUGUCGUCACGUCGGCAUAGAAUGGCGGCAACUCUUGGACCUACACAGGGUGCAGACUCUGAUUUAGACCCAAAUAUCGUGGAAGAAGAGACUAGGGGCACAGAUGGGGAGGAAGAAAACUCACAGCAAACGGGUGCUGUAACAGCCCCACAAAGUCGCUUGGCAAAAUUGCCCUUGUCUCGGAUAAAAGCUCUCAUGAAAGCUGACCCAGACGUCACGUUGGCUAGCCAAGAGUCUGUGUUUAUUAUCGCGAAAGCUACCGAAUUGUUUGUGGAAAUGAUAGCCAAGGAUGCACUGGUGUACGCUCAGCAGGGAAAGCGGAAGACACUGCAAAGGAAGGACCUAGACAACGCCAUCGAAGCCAUUGAUGAAUUUGCAUUUCUGGAAGGUACCUUGGAUUGAUAUGUUGAUGGACAGCAUCUGAGAACUGUCGGUUGGAUGUAGGCCCAUUGGAACAAAAUCAACCACAACAGUUUUACUGGAGUAUGUCUUGUGUUGUAUAUAUUGAAAUGUGUAUAAUGUAGCCUUUACUUUCUUUUUUUAAAUAAAUAUUGAAACUUUUAUAAAUA